AUGGCCUCCUUGGACGAGUUGUUGGAGUCGGUGCGGGCCGCGGUGCAGGUACAUGGGGUGGACGCCCUGCAGCAGUCUCUUCAGGCUGCCCUUCACCCUCCUGCCCCUCCGGUUGCUGUAGCUCGCGCUGCCAGGGCCAGGAGAUCUGUCCCCCCUGAGCGCUUGAGCCCAGAAGCGACCCCCCGGGUCCGCCGACGCACUAGAAGCCCCGCCUGGGACCCUCCGCUGCGGUAUGAGGUGUCCGUGGCCAGCCGGACCCUCAGGCGCAGCGGGAGGAAUUCUGUAUCGCGUGGCGGGCCUGCGGGAGAGGGUCCGGCUUCCCCUGGACUCGACUCCCUUGCUGCAAGGGGGGGGGAUCGUUCGCAGGCGGCGAUGUCCCCGCGAGAGGGCCCGCGACGGGGGCGAGCCAUGAGGAACUCACCGGUGGUGGGACCGUUUUCGCAGCUUGGCGCCGGGUGCCGCAGUUCGGGGGUUGCCCUGUCCCCAGUGGCUCUGGAACGUGGUCUUGGUCGGUCGCUCAGUAGAGAUAUGGAGAGAUGCUCGGAGUGUCCUGAAGACCAGUGGUCUAAUGAGAGAAGAGACGCCUGUAUCCCACGACCACUUGACUUCCUGUCAUAUGAAGAUACCUUGGGAUUAUCUCUCAUUAUUAUCAAUCUCUUCUUCUGUUCUCUGACGGUCGUUGUGUUGGGGAUAUUUAUAAAGCACAAGAACACGUCAAUUGUGAAAGCUAAUAACAAGAACCUGAGCUACAUACUGCUCCUCUCUCUGCUCUUCUCAUUUCUAUGUCCUUUCUUAUUCAUUGGACGUCCCACAAGGAUGUCAUGUCUACUCCGACAGGUUACUUUUGGGAUUAUUUUUAGUCUUGCAGUUUCUUCCAUUUUAGCUAAAACAGUCACUGUAGUCCUGGCUUUUCGUGCCAUCCAACCAGGCAGGACACUGAGGCAGUGGCUGGGGAGACAUCUGUCCACAUUAUUACUUAUUACUGGUACAAUAGGAGAGGUUGUGAUCUGUGUCCUCUGGUUGUGUUUUUCUCCACCAUUCCCAGAUUAUAACACUGAGAUAGAGGUUGGAAAGAUAAUCUUACAAUGUAAUGAGGGAUCUGCCAAUGCUUUCUACUUGUCGAUGGGCUACAUUGGAUUCCUGUCCAUGUUGAGCUUUAUUGUAGCCUUCUUGGCCAGGAAACUUCCAGACAUCUUCAAUGAGGCUCAGUACAUCACCUUCAGCAUGCUGGUCUUCUGCAGUGUGUGGAUCUCCUUCAUCCCGGCCUACCUCAGCACCAAGGGGAAAUACAUGGUUGCUGUGGAGAUCUUCUCUAUCUCAUCUUCCAGUGCUGGACUUCUGGGCUGUAUCUUCAUUCCCAAAUGUUACAUUAUUUUAAUGAGACCAGAAAUGAACAUAAAGUCCAAUCUAAUUUUUAUACAACAAUAA
Messenger RNA from Bufo gargarizans (Asiatic toad), 1428 nucleotides. RefSeq names its product vomeronasal type-2 receptor 26-like. The transcript is spliced from 3 exons. Gene Ontology annotation, cellular component: membrane. Gene Ontology annotation, molecular function: G protein-coupled receptor activity. The record is from RefSeq and is a predicted model, not a curated record. Gene Ontology annotation, biological process: G protein-coupled receptor signaling pathway. Bases 1 to 1428 code for a protein of 475 amino acids. NCBI's taxonomy places the organism in Eukaryota, Metazoa, Chordata, Amphibia, Anura, Bufonidae.